UGACUUUGCCUUGAGAGUGAAGAUCACAAAAAGAGAGAAAGAGAGAAAGCUCAGUUUCAUUGCCUGAUAAGAGAAAAGUUCCAGAGUUUUUCAUUCAGCUUUUCUUUUUUCUGUCAGAAUUUGAGUUUGAGUAUGGGUGUCUCACUGUCUGCUGUGACUUUUGGGCUGUUGCUCUUUCUGUCUGUAGGGCUGAAUAAACAGGCUGCAGAGGGCUGUACUUGUAAACCAGAACACCCUCAACAGCUGUUCUGCCGUUCUGAGAUAGUAAUUCAGGCUGAGAUAACCGAAAAACAAGAAAUAACACAGAACAAUAUUUUCCCAGACUGGGGAUUAAUUCGAUACAAAUUCAAAACUAUCCAGGUGUUCAAGGGUUUUGAAAAAAUAAAUGGAACUAAGUAUGUCUACACGCCUAAAGAAAUAGGAAUAUGUGGCGUCAGUCUGGACUAUAAGCAAUAUUUGCUGUCAGGACAUGUUAUGAAUGGAGGGCUUGUUGUAACACUGUGUGACUUCGUUUACCAUUGGGACAGACUAUCCUUAACUCAAAAAUAUAACCUCAAAGCCAGAUAUCAGAUGGGCUGUAAAUGCAAGGUCUCUGUCUGUUAUGAAAAGCCCUGUUGCCUCAGGUCUCAAAAGGAGUGUCUCUGGACAGACUGGGAACUCUACGUCUUCAUUCAGAAUGGAGAACAGGCUCGUGAGUUCACUUGUAUCAUGAACAAUGAAGAAACCUGUAGCUGGUAUAAGGGAAGUUCAAAGGUUGACACUGUGAAAAUGUGUAAGUCCUAGGGACCAAGAGCAUGAGUCGUUUCCCAUUGUAAAAAGGUGGAAACGUUUGUUGAAGCUUUCAUAUGCUUUUUUCCCCACCCGAAAGGUCAGAAUGCUUUUAUGGUUCUUUUAUGGUUCUAUGGUAUUAACUAAAUAAUUAAUUUUUAAACAAAGUUAACAAUUCUGUUUCGCAGCGCAGUUGUUUUAGAGGGUUGAAACACCCCAUUUCUAAAACAAAAUAAAUGUCAAAGCAUGUUAAUAA
Myxocyprinus asiaticus (Chinese sucker) is the source of this 1024-nucleotide messenger RNA. RefSeq names its product metalloproteinase inhibitor 2-like. Gene Ontology annotation, cellular component: extracellular matrix. Lineage: Eukaryota; Metazoa; Chordata; Actinopteri; Cypriniformes; Catostomidae. The coding region runs from base 133 to 783 and encodes 216 amino acids. Gene Ontology annotation, biological process: negative regulation of endopeptidase activity; negative regulation of membrane protein ectodomain proteolysis. Gene Ontology annotation, molecular function: metalloendopeptidase inhibitor activity; protease binding. The record is from RefSeq and is a predicted model, not a curated record. The transcript has 5 exons.